ACCGGAAGCGCACGGACGGAAAGCCGCGUGGCUCCGUUCCGCGAGACUCGAAAUCUUUCACCCGGGAGGGUCGGGCGGUUUGUUAUUGUUUUUCCCCCUCGUCUCGUUUGUUUUUUUUAAACCGGUCCACUGUUUGUUGAGAAACUAGAGAAGAUGGAAGAUGACGCCCCCGUCAUUUAUGGGCUUGAGUUUCAGGUAGGCAUUUUUUAUGGCACGAGCUUUAACACCACAGACUGCAGAAACUGAUGCAAUCAGGUUCCUGGUUGGCACUCAGUCACUAAAGUAUGAUAAUCAGAUUCACAUCAUAGAUUUUGAUGACGAAAAUAACAUUAUUAACAAGAACGUCCUUCUGCAUCAAGUAGGAGAAAUAUGGCACAUGAGUACCAGCCCUGCAGAUAAAGGUGUCCUGGCAACUUGCUACAAUAAAACUUCUGACAGUAAAGUCCUGACAUGUGCUGCUGUGUGGCGUAUGCCAAAGGAAUUGGAAUCAGGCAGUCAUGAAUCUCCUGAUGAUUCAUCAAGCAACCCGCAGACUCUAGAGCUGCUUUGUCACCUUGACAACACAGCCCAUGGCAACAUGUCCUGUGUACUAUGGGAGCCAAUGGGAGAUGGUAAAAAGUUAGCAUCAUUGGCUGAUAAUCAUGUUCUUCUUUGGGAUUUGCAAGAAAGCUCAAGUCAGGCAGUGCUCUCAAAUUCUGCAACCUUAGAAGGAAAAGGUCAAUUGAAGUUUACUUCUGGACGAUGGAGUCCUCACCACAACUGCACACAACUUGCCACAGCUAAUGACACAGUUAUUCGAGGCUGGGAUACUAGAACUAUGAGUCAAGUUUACUGUAUGGAAAAUGCCCAUGGCCAGUUGGUACGAGACCUUGACUUCAAUCCCAACAAGCAAUACUACUUGGCGAGCUGUGGAGAUGACUGUAAAGUAAAGUUUUGGGACACCAGAAAUGUUCAUGAGCCAGUCAAGACUUUGGAAGAACAUUCCCACUGGGUAUGGAGUAUCCGAUACAAUCAUUCACACGAUCAGCUGGUGUUGACUGCCAGCAGUGACAGCAGAGUCAUUCUUUCCAACAUGGUUUCUAUUUCAUCAGAGCCCUUCGGCCACCUAGUGGAUGAUGAUGAUUUAAGCGAUCAAGAAGACAAUCACAAUGAAGAAAAGAAAGAACCGCUACAGGACAGCAUAAUAGCCACAUAUGAAGAACAUGAAGAUAGUGUCUAUGCUGUGGAAUGGUCCUCAGCUGAUCCAUGGUUGUUUGCAUCUUUAAGUUAUGAUGGAAGACUGGUGAUAAACCGGGUACCACGAGCAUUAAAAUACCGAAUUUUGCUGUAAUUUUGCUGCACAAUAAAGUCAUGGGGUUGGGGGGGAUUUUUAGCAUUUUGACAUGGCUGGAGCAGGGGAAGCCCAUAGUGUAUGGUACACCCAGAAGUCUAGGUUUCUCUGCGUGAUGUGGAAUGUUAACUCCACAGCGUUGUGUCAUUCUUCAUUGACUUGUUCCCCACCUAGAAGUCACCUUGAUUGACAGGUCUGGCUUCCACUUGGCUGGGGUGCACUCCAGUGGAAAUCAUAAGGGGCAGGUAGAUACUAUCCAUGACCAUGGAGUGGAUAGGUGUCUGAUCCUAACCCUGGGAGGAAGGGUCCAACCUUUAACCAUGGGGUAGAGAGGGGGGAUGGCUUACAUGGGGGAAGGAGGAAGCACUCCUGUGAAGACACUUGCCUUUUUCCUGAGUCUAUCCUUCCCUCGCUGCUGCUGCUGCUGUUGCUGCUUGGGAAACCUGACUGACAACAGUUAAACUUACAAAACAGAAUAAACACGAGGCUUCCAGCCUCAUCAAUGUGUACAAAAUGUCCACUUCCUCUGAGUGGGUUGGCUGCCCAUCCCUUGACUCAUGGCUGCCCACCCCUUGUCCCACUUGAAUAAAACCUGGAUAUCAGUGGGUUGGAGCCAGCUUCCCAACAUGCUUCCAUUUUUUACCCAUUUAACCCCCCAAAUGUAUUCAAUUCUAUCUGUUCACCCAUGUUAAAAUUUGACCACAACCCCCCCCCCACCAAUUUUCCUUGUUUUGAACUAUUCAUGUUUUCUGUUAAAUCUGGAAUAGGAAUUGGUAUCGAGAUAUAAUAUAUCUCCUACAUUGCUGAGGAACAUUAGCAGCAAUUGUCAUAGAAAAUGUGUUCCAAAACUUUGGUUUGUGAAAUCAGUAAUUUAGACAAGUCAAUAAAAUUGAAUAAUUUUUCUGGUACACUUUCAGCACCUUUCACAGACCAUGCAAACUUUUCACGAUCAUAAGCCAAGCAUGUUUAAUCACCCGAUGAAUGGUUUUACAUCUUUCUCCCUAACCCCAACUUAAUUGAGUUAAAUAGCAGGAUAUCUAUCUAAACUUACACAUAUAACCUUGAUUGUCUGCUUUCCAUAGCAUGCUUCCUAGGUCCCAGUAGCUUAGGAAGCAUUACAUUCCAUACUCUGUUUAACUGUCUCUAAACUACUGAUCUAAUUUUGAAGAAGCUAUUUAUCUGACCUUUGUUAAAUUAAUUAACCGUGGUUAUGAUACAACUGAUGGCCUUUUUAAUGGGAAAUGCGACUUCAAUAUUUGGAUAAGGAACUCUAAUAAAGUUCUUGACAUUUAUGUGAA
Molecule: messenger RNA, 2628 nt
Organism: Carcharodon carcharias (great white shark)
Lineage: Eukaryota; Metazoa; Chordata; Chondrichthyes; Lamniformes; Lamnidae
Gene: eipr1
Product: EARP complex and GARP complex interacting protein 1
Exons: 9
Coding region: 209-1330 (373 amino acids)
Biological process (GO): protein ubiquitination
Molecular function (GO): protein binding
Source: RefSeq, a predicted model, not a curated record